This is a messenger RNA of Stegodyphus dumicola, 3137 nucleotides long. RefSeq names its product MTOR associated protein, LST8 (gene Lst8). Lineage: Eukaryota; Metazoa; Arthropoda; Arachnida; Araneae; Eresidae. The record is from RefSeq and is a predicted model, not a curated record. Gene Ontology annotation, molecular function: protein binding. Gene Ontology annotation, cellular component: TORC2 complex; TORC1 complex. Gene Ontology annotation, biological process: TOR signaling; regulation of actin cytoskeleton organization.
AUUAAAUGUAAUUUACUCAUGUUGUACUUUACAGUACUGAUUCGCAUUCUUGAUUGUUUGAUAAAAUAAAACCGAGGUAGAGCUUCAGGGAGGAGGCUUCUGUUGAGAAUAAUCUUCUAGUAUUUAGGGAUAGGAGUAAGAUAAUCUGGAGGAUCUUCAUGGUUGAAUAAAAUCAUCUUUGAUAGCAGAUUAUAGACGAUAAGUGAGACUGUAUAUACAUAUAUUUGGAUUACAGCAACGCACCAGUGGUAUCUACCAAAGGAAAGGACAUCCGCAGAGGACUUUUAGGAAAACUGGCUCAUAUCCAUGUUACAGAGCGCAAAAAUGCUGUUGCAAUCAGCCCGUUUACUGUAAAGAAUACAUGACAUGGCAGUAGAAGAACAACAGAACAAGAUGAUAUUGGCCACAGGUGGUUAUGAUCAUACCAUAAAUUUUUGGCAACCACACAGUGGAGUAAGACAGUCUUCAGUUCAACAUCCCAGCUCUCAAGUCAACAGCAUGGAAAUUACACCAAAUCGACAAUUAUUAGCUGCUGCAGGUUUCCAGCAUAUACGAAUGUAUGAUAUUUAUUCAAAUAAUCCAAAUCCAGUGGUUAACUAUGAAGGGGUGCCAAAAAAUUUUACUGCUGUUGGUUUCCAAGAAGAUGGUAGGUGGAUGUUCACAGGAUCUGAAGAUAAUGCAGCUAGAAUAUGGGAUUUAAGAUCUAGGACAUUGCAGUGUCAGCGUUUGUUUGGUACAAAUGCUCCAGUCAACUGUGUGUGCUUACAUCCAAACCAAAGUGAACUGUAUAUUGGAGACCAAAGUGGUGCAAUAUAUUUGUGGGAUUUGAGAGCUGAGCUCAAUGACCAGCAAAUGAAAAAACCUUUUUUUAAAGUAGCAGAACCUCAUAUAUCAAUUCAGAGCAUACACAUAGAUGCAGUAGGCACAUUCAUGGCUGCAUUAGAUAACAAAGGUAACUGCUAUCUGUUUACUCUGAGAUUUGGGGGAUGUGAAAGCUCACAUUCGGAACCAGUACGAAGUUCGUAUUUUGUACCACAUAAAACUUAUGGGUUAAAAUGCAAAUUUAGUCCUGAUUCUACGUUGUUAGUCACAACAUCCGCAGACUGUUCUGCAAAAAUAUGGCGCACUACAGAUUUAAAUUUACAACAAGCACCUUCAUCUCCAGAAAAUGUAGGAACAGGAGGCAUUGAAAAGAAAACUCCAGAAGCCCCUAUGGUGGAAUUGAAAGCUAAUGAACAACGAUGGGUAUGGGAUGUGGCUUUCAGUGCUGAUUCAAGUCAUGUAUUUACAGUGCUUUCCACAGCUUCUUCAGAUCAUCUAGCAAGACUUUGGAAUAUUGCUACUGGUGAAGUAAGAAGAGAAUACAGUGGGCAUUCUAAAGCAUUGACUGCAUUGGCAUUUAAAGAUGGAGCAUAAAAUAAAUUCAAGAUGAAUGUUUGUACAAAACAAUCUGUAAUUAUAUGCUGUUGUUAAUUACAAAUGAAACAUAAUUCUCAAAAAUCAGAAUAAUUUAUUUUUAUAUUCUCUACUUUAAAACUUCCUCUUCAAAAUUAAGCAUUUGUAAAUGUAAAAUGUUUAUUAUGUUAAACUAAUGUCAGUACAAUGUGUAUGAUGCUUUAGUACAGUAAUUAUAAAACAAUAAAUUUAAUAUUUAAAAUCUUCAUUUUAUUGUAACAUAUGUUUUUAUACUUUAACAAAAGUUUUUUUAAAGUGUACAGAGACGUUUAUGAAGUAUUCAAAAUAUUUUUCUUUCUGUGUAUCUAGAAAUACACAUCCUUUGCCGUUCUAAAAACGCUUUAUCCAUAUUUCUAGUUAUUUAGAUGACUUUUAUAAUUUCAUGAAAUUAAAUCCAUCCAUAUUGUAAUAAACACAAAUAAUAAAAAUAACCUAAAUGAAAAUAUGUUUUCCUGUAAAAAUGUCAUGGUUCCUUAAUUUUAUAAAAGUUCUUUUAAUCUUAGUUUAAGAAACCAAAAGUUAAUUUUUAUAAAAUAAUUUAUAAGAAUUGGAUGGUUACAUUUAUACUCUAUUACUGCUUGACUAUCAUUCAUAAAAUAGAUACAGUCUAACUCAAAAGUAAUAUCUAAUGUCCAUGUGAUUUCCACAUUUUUCUCCUCUAGUCAGAUUGGUAUUUUUAAAGCCAAAUUCCAAAAGUUUGAUUGUCUCUAUUUACUUGGCCCCAGAAAACUCAUACAACGUUUUAUAUAUUGCUUGUAAUUAUUUCAAGUAAGUAUUCAUGCAAGGGUGUUCCCCUUGUAAAUAUAAGCUUAUUUACCUCAAAAAUUUUACAAGGCAUCCAUCUUAAUUCAGAUGUCUUUUAUAUACUUUGCCAUAAUCAUUUAACCAACCUAGAAAUUGAGCUAUUCACAUGAUGAUAGUAUAAAAAAUAUAUAUUUAAUUUUGUUUGUUAGUACUGAUGAAAAUGGCAAUUCAUGAUAUAUUAAGUGUAUUGUAAAAGCUAUGAUAAGGCAACUAUCUUAAUUCAGAUGUGUCUUGUGUAGUUUGCUAUAAUCAUUUAACCAACCUAGAUCUUCGGCACAGAAUAUUAAAAAACAUCUGUUUGGAUUUAAACCAAAAUUUUAUUUUGGCAAUCCUAAUGAAAAUGGUAGUCCAUAAUAUAUUUUUAUGACUCAUAAUGCAUUUUAAGCACUAUGACAAAGAGUAUAAUUCAUUCAAAUAUAAAAAUCUAUGUAAACUUUACACAACAUGAUGAAACUAUGAUUAUGUCAAUCAUAUACUUUACCAUAAAAUUGUACAAAACGUUUUUUAAGUUUAAUAAAAAUUAUUCAUGUUUACAGUUUCCUGAAGAGUCUAGUAAGUGCAUGUAUAAGUAUCAAAUAAAACCUCUCUUUUUAACUUCAUCAGUUAAGAAUUAAUAAAUUUGGAAUAUGAUUAGGACAGCUAAAAUGUUUUAAUAAUUCAUAAAUAGAGUACUUUAAAAAUGUGCACAUAACAAUUAUCCAUUAACAUUUUAAAUAAAACAAUUAUAUCUAUGGUUUGAAAUGACUGAAUUAUCUAUACAGUACAAAGUCUUUAAUUCGGAUGUCCAUAAUCUAUAAUCCGGAUCUCAAAGCUACAAACUUUCUGUGCAUGUGUAGCAUUUAUGCAUGUGCAUAUGCAUUUACGCAUGUGCAUAAUAC